Molecule: messenger RNA, 1201 nt
Organism: Panicum virgatum (switchgrass)
Lineage: Eukaryota; Viridiplantae; Streptophyta; Magnoliopsida; Poales; Poaceae
Product: PRKR-interacting protein 1-like
Exons: 3
Coding region: 232-762 (176 amino acids)
Biological process (GO): negative regulation of protein kinase activity
Cellular component (GO): nucleolus
Molecular function (GO): protein kinase binding; protein kinase inhibitor activity; double-stranded RNA binding
Source: RefSeq, a predicted model, not a curated record
CGGAGGGGGGAAAACCCGGAGGCCAUCGAGCGCAGCCGGAGAAGAGGAGGAUUCCUGCCACGGGCGGCGGCGGCGACGACGUAGGGAGCGUCGGAGCGAGGAGCCCCUUGGGCGGGGGCCACUGGGGCGUCUGGAAGAGGAGUUAAGGAGGAUCCAGCUGGGGCACCGCGUGCCCGGUCUCUGGGCUCCAGCUCGAGGCAGCUUGAAAGGCAACUUGAGUUGUAUCCUGCAAUGGCAACUCCCAACAGAGAUAGCAACAUGCAGCAGCUAGUCCCUAUAGCACCACCAGGAAAGGCUUCUGGCAGUGACACUGGGAAGGAGCUGGUUGUGGUUGAUCCUGCAGGAAAGGGCUCAGGAGGAGUAAAACUGCGAGAGGAUGAGGAGGACUUGGAGGUGAAGCUUAGGCGCAUCAUGGAGAAUGUCCCUGUUCGUGUCAGUAACACAUCAGGGUCAUCUGCUGGAUCUGGCUCUGGUGAUUUCCACCAGUAUCGGCAAAUGAGAAGGAGAGAGCAGGAUCGGCUUGCACGAAUGGAUGCUGACUACCAAAAGAGGAAAGAGUUAGCUGAGUUUGAACUGCGGAGGGAGGAGAGGCUUAAGGCAGCCGAGGAGCGGACGGCCAACAAGCGCCUGAAACGCCAAAAGAAGAAGCAGCGGAAGAAAGAGAAGCGAACUAAAACCGGUAAUGGUGGUGAAGAACCUAACAGAGUGGAAUCAUCUGAUGACGAUGAAGGUUCAGAUGAUGAUGGCGAGUCCAAGCAAUGACACGGCAGUUGCAUUUGAAGAUGCUUUUUAGACUGUCAUCAUAAAUUUGAUGGAGGGCUACUUGCUUCUUGAAGAAGGAAGCCUGUGUGUUCCUCCCUGGUUAAUCGUGGGCAAUGAACUAACAUCUGGUUUGCCUGCUGUAAUAGGCUGAGUCAAGAGGAUCUUUAUAACAUUCAGACUGAGAUGGAGAGCACUGCCUGUUAGUAUUCCUCAUUCGGGGAACUGCCUUGCAUUAGUACCUUUUGAUCAGCUAUUAUUAGUCGGAGAUGGAAAGCACUAGAUAGUUUCUUGCCUGUUGUAAUAGGUUGAGUCAAGAGAGCUGAGAUGAAGAGCACUGCUGUUAGUAUUCCUCAUUCGGGGAACUGCCUUGCAUCAGUACCUUUUGAUCACCUAUUGACAUUUUAAUCAGAGAUGGAAAGCACUAGAUAGUUUCCAGUUA